CUGCGGCGAUCACUUAAAAACCCGCACAAUUUCGCCCGCGGUGGCACUUUGGAAUAGACCACGAGAAGGGGCGGACCGCUUAGCCAGUAUGGAAAUUGUUAUAAGGUUUUUGCAAAGCAUAGCACCCGUCUUCUUGGUCCACGGGAUUGUCGGCAUUAUCGCCUUCUGCGUGAGGCUGUAUAUGCAGGGCGGAAAGUUUAGGAAGCAGACUGAUGAGACGGGAAAAGUGGCCAUCGUUACUGGCGGAAACACGGGUCUUGGCAAGGAGACCGUGAUGGAGUUGGCCAGAAGAGGAGCCACCGUUUACAUGGCCUGCCGCAGCAAAGAAAAAGGGGAGAGAGCUUGCAGGGAAAUCGUCAACGAGACCGGAAACUCCAAUGUCUUCUCACGGGAGUGCGACUUGUCGUCCCUGGAUUCCAUUCGAAAUUUUGCAGAGAACUUUAAGAAAGAACAGAGGGAGCUGCACAUCCUCAUCAACAAUGCUGGUGUGUUUUGGGAACCGCAUAGAUUGACGAAAGAGGGAUUCGAAAUACACCUGGGUGUAAACCACAUCGGACACUUCCUGCUAACCAACCUACUGCUCGAAGUGCUGGAGAGGUCGGCUCCUAGUCGGGUGGUGGUGGUCGCCAGCAGAGCCCACGAACGGGGUCAGAUUAAAUUGGAUGACAUCAACAGCUCUGAAUUUUACGACGAGGGAGUAGCCUACUGCCAAAGUAAGCUGGCCAAUAUACUGUUCACCCGCGAAUUGGCCAAGCGGCUGGAGGGCACGGGUGUGACGGUCAACGCCCUUAAUCCUGGAAUAGCAGACACGGAGAUAGCCAGGAACAUGAUCUUCUUCCAAACAAAGUUUGCCCAGUAUGUGGUAGAAAUCAUUUUGAGGCCGCUCCUUUGGGCCAUGAUGAAGACACCUAAGAACGGGGCCCAGACCACCUUGUAUGCUGCCUUGGAUCCUGAUCUCGAAAAAGUUUCGGGUCAGUACUUCAGCGAUUGCGCUCUGGCUCCUGUAGCUCCCGCUGCCCUCGACGACCAGAUGGCCCAGUGGUUGUGGGCGCAGUCCGAGAAGUGGGCGGAAAUUGCUCUGUAAAUGGGCCACUGGAAUAGUGUGAUUGGGCUAGUCGCCAUUAAAGCCACAAUUUCACAAAAGCGGUGGUUAUUGCAGUACUUACUUAGUACUUAGUAUAAUAGUAUAUACUAGAUUUAAAGGCUUGUACUAGAUAAUAAGAACUAUUAAAGGAUUUGCGAGUCGAGGAACAUGAUAUCCUGUUUCAUAAUAAUA
Molecule: messenger RNA, 1276 nt
Organism: Drosophila sechellia
Lineage: Eukaryota; Metazoa; Arthropoda; Insecta; Diptera; Drosophilidae
Product: retinol dehydrogenase 12
Exons: 4
Coding region: 89-1084 (331 amino acids)
Source: RefSeq, a predicted model, not a curated record